AUGGAACACAAGCUUGAUAUAAAGCAGGGUUGGAGACUAACUAAACACAAUAAGAUGGAACACAAGCUUGAUAUAAAGCAGGGUUGGAGACUAACUAAACACAAUAAGAUGGAACACAAGCUUGAUAUAAAGCAAGGUUGGAGACUAACCAAACACAAUAAGAUGGAACACAAGCUUGAUAUAAAGCAGGGUUGGAGACUAACCAAACACAAUAAGAUGGAACACAAGCUUGAUAUAAAGCAGGGUUGGAGACUAACUAAACACAAUAAGAUGGAACACAAGCUUGAUAUAAAGCAGGGUAUGAGACUAACUAAACACAUUAAGAUGAAACACAAGCUUAAUAUAAAGCUGUGUGAGAAUUAA
Molecule: messenger RNA, 363 nt
Organism: Limulus polyphemus (Atlantic horseshoe crab)
Lineage: Eukaryota; Metazoa; Arthropoda; Merostomata; Xiphosura; Limulidae
Exons: 1
Coding region: 1-363 (120 amino acids)
Source: RefSeq, a predicted model, not a curated record